AUGCUCAACACCAAUAUGGAUGAGAGGGGAGAAAGAGCAUCUGCCCUCACUGUAAUUAAGGGUAUGCGGCUAAGAUACGCCCGUGCAGUGUUGAGGAAAGCAGACAUCGCCCUCACCAAGAGGGCAGGAGAGCUCACUGAGGAUGAGGAGGAAUGUGUGAUCGUCAUUAUGGAGAAUCCACACCAGUACAAGAUCCCACACUGGUUCUUGAACAGACAGGACAUGAAGGAUGGAAACUACAGCCAAGUCCCCACCAAUGGUCUGGACAACCAGCUCUGUGAAUACCUGGAGCAACUGAAGAAAAUUCGGGCCCACGGAGGGCUGGGCCACUUCUGA
This is a messenger RNA of Myotis lucifugus (little brown bat), 336 nucleotides long. Its product is annotated as 40S ribosomal protein S18-like. Gene Ontology annotation, biological process: translation. The record is from RefSeq and is a predicted model, not a curated record. NCBI's taxonomy places the organism in Eukaryota, Metazoa, Chordata, Mammalia, Chiroptera, Vespertilionidae. Gene Ontology annotation, cellular component: cytosol; ribosome; small ribosomal subunit. Gene Ontology annotation, molecular function: RNA binding; structural constituent of ribosome. The transcript has 2 exons. Bases 1 to 336 code for a protein of 111 amino acids.